Molecule: messenger RNA, 795 nt
Organism: Auanema sp. JU1783
Lineage: Eukaryota; Metazoa; Nematoda; Chromadorea; Rhabditida; Rhabditidae
Source: the annotation of a GenBank genome assembly
AUGUUCGAGGCUAAGCUUGCUAACGCUGCUCUUCUCAAGAGAAUUGUUGAGUCUGUCAAGGAUCUCGUCACUGAUGCUCCUUUCGACUGCUCUGAAUCCGCCAUGUGUCUCCAGGCUAUGGACUCUUCCCAUGUUGCUCUUGUCUCCUUGAAAAUGGAGGUUGGUCUUUUUGAGACUUAUAGAUGCGAUCGCACGAUUAACUUGGGAAUUUCACUCAACAAUUUGCUUAAAGCUCUUCGAUGUGCUAACAACGAUGAUACUUGCAUGAUCAAAUACGAAGAGACUGAUGGAGACAGCAUCACGCUCUGUUUCUCUGACCCAAAGAGAGAUAAGACUCAGGAAGUUACCGUAAAAAUGAUGGACAUUGAUUGUGAGCACUUGGGAAUUCCUGAUCAGGAAUACUCUGUUGUCUGCGAAAUGCCAUCAGCUGAAUUCCAGAAAACUUGUAAGGAUUUGGCUAUGUUCACUGAUUCCAUGAACAUCACUGCUACUAAGGCUGGAAUUACUUUCACUGGUAAGGGAGAUUCUGGACAGAACGUUGUUACUUACGCCCCAACUGGAGAUGCUGAUAAUGAGAAAGAAGCUGUCACCGUUGACGUCAGAGAGCCAGUCAAUGUUAACUUCUCUAUUAAAUAUAUGACCCAGUUCACCAAGGCUUCUUCUCUUUCUGACAGAGUUCGAAUCUCCUUGUGCAAUGAAGUUCCAGUUGUUAUUGAGUACCCUAUCGAGGAUAAUGGAUAUUUACGUUUCUACUUGGCUCCUAAGAUCGAUGAUGACGACAAUAACAUGGAUUAA